This is a messenger RNA of Fraxinus pennsylvanica, 1152 nucleotides long. The record is from the annotation of a GenBank genome assembly. NCBI's taxonomy places the organism in Eukaryota, Viridiplantae, Streptophyta, Magnoliopsida, Lamiales, Oleaceae.
AUGAUCCGUUGUCAGAAACCGCUCUCAAAGAAUCUUUGCACUCCAAAAUUUAUCGAAUUUUUUGUCUCACGACACCUGCAGACAAAGUCCAGUCAUGAGAACUACUAUCAAAUACGAAAGAACAAUGGAGAAACAGAAGAAGAAGGGCGCAUACACCUUCUCAAAAGCAGAGGACAGCACCUAUUAACGAACCCUCGAGUCCUCGACUCCAUUGUUCGAACGUCUAGCAUAAAACCAGAUGACACCGUUUUGGAAAUAGGGCCUGGAACCGGAAAUCUCACUCUCAAGCUUCUUGAAGUAGCCAAGAAAGUCGUAGCAGUCGAGAUUGACAAGCGCAUGGUGGAGAUUCUUUGUAAACGCGCGGCUGAAGGAGGGCUCCAGGAUCGCUUGAAUGUUAUCUGCAGCGAUGCAUUGAAGACCGAGUUUCCGGAGUUCAAUCUCGUUGUGGCAAAUAUUCCAUACGGCAUAUCUUCACCCCUGUUGGCUAAGUUGGUUUUUGGGGCGAAGCUGAACCCAUUUAGGAGUGCAACACUUUUGCUUCAAAAAGAGUUUGCAAGGAGGCUAUUGGCAAAGCCAGGUGAUUCUGAAUUUAAUAGAUUAGCCGUGAAUGUGAAGCUGCUGGCUGAAGUGGAAUUCGUAAGGGAUGUGAGCAAGAACGACUUUCUACCACGUCCAAAGGUAGAUUCUUCAGUGGUCAAAGUCUAUCCAAAAAAUGUGAUUCCAGACGUCAAUCUUGAGGAAUGGUGGGCAUUUACGAGGACUUGCUUUAGUAAGAAGAACAAGACGCUAGGCGCAACGUUUAAGCAAAAGAGGAAGUUAAUGGAAUUAAUGAAGUUGUCAAAGGCACAAGGGCUUUGUGAAGAUAGCAGGCACUGCCAUACUUAUGAUAACUAUGAAAACGCAGAUGAAGAGAGGGUGAGAGGUGAAGGGAACUCUGAUUUGUCUUCUGCGUCUGGAGUGUGCAUGAGCUUGUUCAGAGAUAAAACAAUUAGCAUUUUGGAAUCUGGUGGAUUUGCAAAUAAGAGACCUUCAAAAUUGUCUAACAACGAACUCCUGCAAAUAUUGUGUUCAUUCAAUCAAUCUGGGAUAUAUUUUCAUGAUAAGACAAAGCCCGAGGUUGCAAGUGAUGCUGCUUAUGAUAAUCUGUUAUAA